Oncorhynchus masou masou (cherry salmon) is the source of this 318-nucleotide messenger RNA. RefSeq names its product perforin-1-like. The transcript has 3 exons. Gene Ontology annotation, cellular component: membrane. Gene Ontology annotation, molecular function: wide pore channel activity. The annotation marks the transcript as partial. Lineage: Eukaryota; Metazoa; Chordata; Actinopteri; Salmoniformes; Salmonidae. Gene Ontology annotation, biological process: immunological synapse formation; defense response to virus; T cell mediated cytotoxicity. The record is from RefSeq and is a predicted model, not a curated record.
UUUGUGCCUGGCUACAAACUAGCUAGGGAGGGCUAUGAUGUGGUGACACUGCAGAGCAAAGGGGCCUAUGAGAUCAACAUAGCUUCUCUCCCAAAGGAGUUCAACAUAGCUUCUCUCCCAAAGGAGUUCAACAUAGCUUCUCUCCCAAAGGAGUACAAGUCCAACAGCAGUGACCCGUACCAGCAGUUCAUUGACACUUAUGGAACCCACUACAUUCACCCGGUGGACCUUGGGGGGAGGAUGAAGAGGGUGACUGGAAUCCGCACCUGCUUGGCCACCCUGAACCAGGUGUCUGUGUCCCAGGGAGAGGCAGACUGA